Messenger RNA from Thamnophis elegans (Western terrestrial garter snake), 2887 nucleotides. It is a transcript of the gene UBAP1, whose product is annotated as ubiquitin associated protein 1. The record is from RefSeq and is a predicted model, not a curated record. Gene Ontology annotation, molecular function: ubiquitin binding; DNA binding. Gene Ontology annotation, biological process: regulation of DNA-templated transcription; ubiquitin-dependent protein catabolic process via the multivesicular body sorting pathway. Lineage: Eukaryota; Metazoa; Chordata; Lepidosauria; Squamata; Natricidae. The coding region runs from base 247 to 1749 and encodes 500 amino acids. Gene Ontology annotation, cellular component: ESCRT I complex. The transcript has 7 exons.
GAGGCGGGACGGGGUCGGGACGGGGAACAAGAUGGCGUCGCCCCAUUACCGAGGAGCGUCUGGAGGAGGGAGCCGGUGGGCCUUCGCCGUCGUCGGCCGCGAAUUCUAACUCGGAGCCGCCGCACGGGGGUCAGGAAGAGUAGGAGGAGGAGGAAGAGCGGCCGCAGGGUCCGGGGCGUAGCCGCCGGAGUGAGUACGCCUCAGCGCCGGCCUCUCCUUAUUCCCCGAGCGCCGCUGAGAUUCUCAAUGGCUUCUAAGAAGUCGGGGUCUGAUUUUCACGGGCCCUUCAGUUACCUUGACGAUGUUCCAUUCAAGAUAGGAGAAAAAUUCAGAAGACCAGCGAAAGUUGGCCUCCCCAUCGGUUUCUAUUUGCCAGACUCCCCACAACUGAUAAGGGAAGCCCAGUAUGACUUCUCUCUUGAAAGGAAGACGAUCGAGUGGGCUGAGAACAUUAAAAGGAUCCAAGCUGUCCAGCAGGAAAUGGAGCAGAAAGCCAGGGAGACCCUGGCCAAUGUGAAGGGGGCCUCGGAGGAAGACCUGCCCAGGGGUUGCCGCCUGGGGGCUGCCCUGCCUCUCCCCAUCAACCCCAUCCUGGCCGGCCUGCAUCACAACUCCAUCCUCACUCCCACCCCGGCCAACAGCAACGCUCUGAAGCAAAAAGUCUUGAGCCCCACACACACCAAGGCCGACUUCAACCCGGCGGACUUCGAGUGCGAAGAAGACCCCUUCGACAAUUUGGAGUUGAAGACCCUGGACGACAGGGAGGAACUGAAGAACAUCCUCCAGAUCCACGUUGACGCCACGGGGCCAUUCAUGGCCCAACUGCUCGACGGCGGCUUGCCCAAAGUGGCGCCUCCGUCGGUCCUGCAAGACCAGGAGGUCCUGGCCUCUUUGGAAAGGGCGGCUUUGGACCUCAAGCCCCUCCACAAACCCAACGGUCUCGUGGCCUUGCCCCAGCUGGGCGGGUGCGAGAAGGUGCCCCCCUCUUCCAAAGUGUCCCUCCCUCCUGUGACGUUGGUCAGCAACAUCAAGUCCCUCUCCUUCCCGAAGCUGGAUUUGGAUGAGAGCGACCUGCAGGCGGCAAGGCUGGUGAAUACCUACCGCGCACACAACGGCACUUUCUUGGGAGUUUUACCGGACAAAGCCAGUGAACUGAACGGACACCACGGGAUCGGGGCUCCCACCUUCGGCAUGGACCCCGGCCUAGACACGCGAACGUUAUCCUCCGUGUCCAGAGGUCCUUCCCAGCCCACCUCCGUAGCAUGUACGGAAGACAUUCCAGCUCUCACCACAGCCACAGCGGUAACUCACCAAAGUUUCCUGACCUCUCAAGUGCCCAAGACCACCAGCAGCUGUGCAAAAGGGCCCGGCAGCUUCUCCUAUGGGGACGUGCUGCAGGCCCCGUCCUCCAGCGAGCGGGAGUGUCUUGAAUUCCUCGUGGGCAUGGGCUACUCGUACGAAGAUGUCUUAAAAGCGAUGAAGAGGAAGGGGCAGAGCAUAGACCAGAUUCUGGAAUACCUGGUUGUCCGUGGGCAGCUCUGUGAGAAGGGCUUCGAUCCGCUCCUGGUAGAGGCUGCGCUUGAAAUGCACCAGUGCUCGGAAGAGAAGGCCACCCAGAUUCUCCAUCUCAUGAGCAAAUUUCAAGAAAUGGGCUUCGAGCUGAAAGACAUUAAGGAAGCUUUGCUAUUACACAACAAUGAUCAGAACGAUGCCCUGGAAGAUUUAAUGACCCGAGCAGGCGCCAGCUGAAAGGCGUGAGCGGGGGCAGCCCCUCGCUGCUUCUGGCCACCGGACACCCCCCCCCCCCCUGCCAUCACCAGCCGGGUCUACUCUGGUGCUGCGGGAAGGAGAAUGUCACGAGGAUCCUGUGUUCGCGAUACCGUCGCAGCUGAAAGAGCCGGUCCUUUGCUAUGCCCUCAGUCUGAUCAGCUGUGCCCACCCACCCAAAAAAGAGUUUCAUCAAUUAAAGGUUUAAGUGUCCUUCCCCCCCCCACGUUUGUUUCUUUGGGUAGGCCAGAGACUCCAGACUGAGUUGUGCAGACAAGUGUCAGGCUAGGUUCCCCCCCCCCCCCCGGCCUCCCAAUUCACCCCACCCCAAUUCCAUCCCUGACAGCCCCUCCUACCCCUUUCCCGGAUCCUUUGUACUGGACUCAAAGAAGCGUCAACCCGACUCUCGACUGUGAACUCCUACGCUCCGACUUCCUUACAACCGCUUUCAUUUGUGUGCCUGCUCGUACCGCAAAUGUUUCGAGAGAGACUUUUUAAAAAAAAAAUCAGUUUGAUAGAAGUGCAAUGGAAGAAGUCAGUUUUACUCAAGGCGGGGAGGGUUGAAAGGAGGAACUUAGUAAAUUUAGUGCAACACUGGUUCACUAACGGCCAUCGCGCCUCCCGGAGAAUCCGUACGGCUUUUUCCGGCGCUUGUGAAUUUCCACCAGUUCUCCCCCCCCCCCCCAAAAAACACCCCCAAGAUAAUAAGCUGUGAAAUCUUUUGCCCCUUGGCUCUUCCGUCUAUCUGUCCCCGGAGGUUUUGGAUCUGUCCCGCCCGAGCUGAUCAUUGUUCUCCUAUUUAAGCCACGUCCUUCUUCAGAAAUGACGUGACAAGUCAGUUUUUAACAUAACCAGGUUGGGAGAUCUCUUUUUCUAGCACUUUCUUUAUAAUAUUCACCUCGUUGGUUCCGUUUCGUUUUUCUUUUCUUCACACUGUUAUUAUAAUUAUUAAUUAUUAGUCAUAGGAAUCAGCCUUUUGGGUUUUGAUAGCGAAAAAGUAUUACGUUGUACCUGUUUAAAGAUUUAAAUUCAUAAAAAGAAAUAUAUAAGCGGUCUUGAUGCUCGAAGUAAUUUGCUAUUUUGGCUCUGCAGAAAGAUACUAAUAAAAUCCUAAAAUGUG